Molecule: messenger RNA, 243 nt
Organism: Protopolystoma xenopodis
Lineage: Eukaryota; Metazoa; Platyhelminthes; Monogenea; Polystomatidea; Polystomatidae
Source: the annotation of a GenBank genome assembly
AUGGAGCGCAGUACCCUAGCCGGAAGAAAAGGCGUAAAAUUAUUGAUGUUAUUCCGAGUGGAGUUUCCCUGUCCCCGUGCUCAUAGAUUCGCAGAAAUGUCCUCCCCUUACAUGCUUUUGCCUCAGGCAGUGACCGCCAUACCCCUUCCAGCGCGCAGCAAUUAUCGGAAGAUGGCGUUUAACGGAUUAUGUGAAGCUGUCUUGACGCAGUCUUUCGCUCGCCCUCCUGAGUUUAGACGUUGA